Molecule: messenger RNA, 1450 nt
Organism: Dalotia coriaria
Lineage: Eukaryota; Metazoa; Arthropoda; Insecta; Coleoptera; Staphylinidae
Gene: nw
Product: narrow
Exons: 4
Coding region: 88-1149 (353 amino acids)
Source: RefSeq, a predicted model, not a curated record
UUUAGUUCACCUCGCGCUCCGUCCCGCAUCGCAUCCACACUCAACUUGAUUAUUUUUUUAAGUUACUACUCAUCACGCACGCGCAUCAUGCUUAGCAAACGGGGGCCGGCGCUUUUUGGUCUAGUGUUGUUCGUCGUGUGCCUUGCGCACUCCGGCAAUGGACAACGCAUCACGACGAUUCAACUCGACGGCGUGCAAUACUUCGUGAGUCGAAUGAAUCCCUACUCACCGGAGCUGAAUUACUUCCUUGCGUAUCAAUACUGUCGUUCGCUAGGGCUGCAAUUGGCGUCGUUUGAGACACGCGAGAAAGCCGACUCAAUUACACAAUAUUUAAGCAACGCAGGGUAUAAUAAAUAUGACUUCUGGACGUCUGGUAAUCGCCUGGGUACUGAUAUGUAUUUAUGGAUGAGUACUGGUUUGCCAUUCAAUGCGACUUUUAAUUAUAUGCGGAAAUUGAAUGAGUCUGAUGAUCCACUUGCUGCUGAUGUGCCUACUGGUAGUACUAGCCCACAACGUACCGCACGCGAAAGUGAUAGUGGUUCGACUAAUGGUUGCGUAGCGCUGAAAUCACCGGCGUUCGAAUGGGACACCGACGACUGCAUGAAGAUCAAGGAUUUCAUCUGUGAGCAGACACGCUGUUACUACUACAACUACGGCUCGAUUCCUGUGUCGUCGGCGCAGGGGCGGCCAGCGUACACGACGACUACCACGCAGCGUCCAGCAUUCACCUCGUCACAGCGCGGCGGCGGCGGCGGCGGCAGUCUAGGCGGAAUUCUCGGUUUUGAUUUUCUUACCGGUAUGCGCACCUCGAGCACAUCCUCGUCGGGCGUGAUUGGUUACAAUGAUCUACUCAACGAGGUGCGCUCGACGAGCAGCAGUACCCUGCCGCCGCCGCCGCAGCCGUCCCCAUCACCAGCUGCGCCUAUCGCCGAUGUUGUCCUGCCGCAUGGCAGCGCCGACGCCGAAGCGGAGCAGGCUACAAAUGGGCCUUAUGAUUCGUUUCACGGCGUGCUUGAAAUGCUCGACGAUCCGGCCGCCUAUGUCGACCAUCAACGUCCGCGCGCCGCCCCCGCCGACGAGGAGUACGUCUCGACCAUCGAGCCCGAGACGGUCACCAUCUACGAGCGUUCCUUAAAAUCCGUCCAUUAGCCCGUAUAAUAUUUAUAUAAUGUGUACUUUUCUAGCGUUUUAUCCAUUGCGUUUGUUUUUUAUUUCCAUUACGAUAGGAUUUGCAUCAUUCCACAACAUACACACAUGUAAGAUAAGUACGUGCCUUAAACACACACCCACACACACAGAGAACACGAAAACACCACACACACAUACAUUCUCAUUACGUAAUAUGUUACUAGACGUUAAUCGUAGCUGUAAGAACUAAGAACAACGAAGAUAAGAUAAGAUAAGAUAUGCGGAACGCGUUGACUGACUAUAAAUAAAUGUCUGUUCUGUC